CAGGCUCCAUGGCGCUCUGGUUGACUCUGGUCAUUGCUCUCACCUGCUUUGGUGGCCUCGCCUCCCCAGGCCCUGUGCCUCCCCACUCUACAGCCCUCAAGGAGCUCAUUGAAGAGCUGGUCAAUAUCACCCAGAACCAGAAGGUGAGUGCCUGCUGGCCAGAUGCCAGCUCCGAGGGUUUGGGGAUGGGGGACACUCAGGAAGGGGAUUGGUCAUGGUCUGGGCCGCGAAGGUUGGGCCUGGUCCUAAGAUGUCUGUGGGUCAGGAAGAAGCCUCAAGGACUAGGAGAUGAGCUUGGCCUUGAGGGAGAGGAGCCAGGCCGGGGGUGGGGGGGGGUGUAGCAAUACGGACGGACCCAUGAAAGAAUUUGGCAGAGCCCCCAAGGACCACUUCCUCUCCUGGCCUGGCCCUGCCUGACAUGGCCAGCUCCUAUUCAGCCGUUACUGCACAGAGGCAAACAGAGAAGGGCUGGCACCCGCCUAGAACUAUUUGGCAUUUGCCAACGGGAUGUGAAGGCAAUAAUGGGGCCGUUAUUCACAGCAUCUUAGUUAAGCUCAUUCUUACGGAAGAAUUCAUUAGCAGAGUCAGCUCCUUUGCCCAGUGGGAUGGCUCACACUUUCUGAGCACUGAUAAUGUGCCAGGCCCACUGCUGGGGGCUUUACAGCUCAUUUAAUUGCUGCCAACGACCUCAAGAAGCAGAUAUGAUAUCCCAUUUGACAGACUAAGCUUCAGUGAGGUUAACUGACAAAAGUCAGAUAAGAACCAGUACUGGCUGAUACCAGAGUGCUGGUGUUGGGAGCUGGAGUGUCCCCGAUUCAGAAGGCAGGCUGAUCAGAGCCUAGACCCCCACUCCUUCCUAAGCCAUCAGGCCACCCUCUCCCUCACCCGACCCUGCCCUGGGCCUUCCCUGCAGGCCUCCUGCUGACGGCCCGUGUCACCUGUCCUGCCAUGGCUAUGGCAAGCUUCACACAAAACUUGUCCCCUCACUGGCUGUGUCACUCACAUUUUCCUCUCCCAGCCCCAAGAUCCUGUACAACAGGUCUCCCCCACUGUGAAGAGCAGGGAACCAAGUUCAGGAACUCUGAAGGUCCCAGGCCUGCCCCGGCUCUCCUGGGGAUGCUUGGGGGGCUAUCCGGGGGGAGGCCUGGGACCCUGCCGGCACUCAGCCUCCUGUCCUCUGCUCCCCAGACACCCCUAUGCAACGGCAGCAUGGUGUGGAGCGUCAACCUGACCACCAGCAUGCAGUACUGUGCCGCCCUGGAAUCCCUCAUCAACAUCUCCGACUGCAGCGCCAUCCAAAAGACCCAGAGGAUGCUGAGCGCCCUCUGUUCUCACAAGCCCCCAAGCGAGCAAGUUCCUGGCAAGCACAUCCGAGACACCAAAAUUGAAGUGGCCCAGUUCGUAAAAGACUUGCUCAAACAUUUAAGGAUGAUUUUUCGCCACGGGUAGUUCAGAUGAAGCAUGAAAAAUGAGCACUGAUCUUUGCAGAGGCAGCCCUUUACCAUCUAAGAUGCGGAUUCAUUUUUCUUCCAGAUGUCAGGAACUCAUUGGGGAGAAGGGAGAGGGGGUUAGGGUGGGGGGGUAAGAUUUCCUUAGCUUAGACUUGAGCCUGUGCUGUCUGCCUUGAGCCUAGCCGACCCCAGCUGCCCUGUGCCGUGGUGCCCAGGGCUCAGCUUGGGGGCCUCCUCCAUCCGGGGCUCUGCGCUCAGGGGACGAGGAUGGCAUCGCCCCACACGACCUCUCCUUGCCAGACAUGGUGAGGAGGCAUCGGCUUGACACGGGGGCAACUGAGGCAGAGAGCAGCCAGGCACAUUUCUUCUCGGCCUUAUUUAUUAUUGUGUGUUAUUUAAACAAGUGUUUUUGUCUGUACCGGGCAUAGGGAGGGACUGUUACCGCCAGAACUUAGAGCCAAGGGCCUGGAGACCUGGGGCUGCAGCACCACAGCAGCGGGCAUCAGGAAUCUCUGGCAAUAAGUACUGUAUGCAUACAUUUGCUACCUCACAGGGGUCCUGGGGCCGAGGCAGGGGACAGGAGAGAAGGCCAGGGUGGCCGCUCUUGUCUGCCAGCCAGCACUCGGCCCUCAGCCAAGUAAUUUAUUUUGUCCUUGUAUUUAAAGUUAAGUAUUAAAAUAUGUUAUCAAAGAGUUAAUAUAUAGAAGAGCAGCCUAGAACACUGCAUAUAGUGUAUAUGGACUUGGGGUAGGGGUGGGGGUCACUAAGUUGUUUCACUGACUAUGUCAAUCAAGCUGGAAGCCAGAAAUAAAGAUGGUGAUAAGAGACUUGACCAUGUUUGCCCUUUUUUGGGGUGGGGGGGAUGCCUUUGGAGACACAGACUUGUGUUCUUAGAACGUUGAGGAACUCCUCUAGAGACUGGCCAGUUGGAGGGACAGUGGGAGACAAGACCAGGGCUGAAAGAAAGCCAGCCAGCCUCUGGGGAGAGGGGACCUGGCCAGCAGGAAGUGCCCCCACUGGCACCUGCAGGAAGGUGGAAGGAGCAUGGGCCAGGGUGUCGGGGUUCAAGGAGGGUGUCUGGAGCAGGUGGAAACCUUGGAAGUCAUCUCACGACUACAGCCCUUGAUGAGUGGCCGGCCUGGGUCAGGCCUCCGGGGUCACCCUCAUAACCCCCCAGGGCUCCGGGAAGAGAAGACGGCAGCCAGUAAGGAGCAAAAGCCAGGAUGUGCACCCCAAACUCACUCCAAUUCCAAACCCCACACGCUUUACUACUCUGCCUUCCUCCGUCAAAAUGCCAUCUGGCCUGAAUGCAAGACCUUUAUAAGACUGUCACCAGCCUGUGUGAGCACCACCCCUGAUGGGAAGCUCACUACUUCCUCUCAGGACACAGCCCAUUCAAUGUCUGGAUACCUCUUGUCACUAGAGAGUGCACACCCACCACCUCUGCGAACAAAGACACACCAGGGACUUGUGGCCCCUUGACAGUGGAGUGACUGAGGUGGAGAACCAAGGUCGCAGGGCCCGGAUCGGACUGCUCCUCCAAGCAGGUCUGUGUGUUUCUCCCUUGGCCCAGGUCAGUACGUGGAGGGUGGGAUACGGCAGGCCUCAGAGGGGCACAGCGAACAAGCAGGCCUGGCAGCCGCGGUUGUUCCUGGGUCUGGUUGGACAGGAUCCUUCUCGCGGUGGGUGGUGGGUCAUCAGAGACGGGUCUCCAAUGCUGAGCGGCAGGGAGGCGCCCUCCACGGAGAGCCCAGAGCCCUGCGGAAACAUCUACAAUGAUGCACCCAAGUCAGUGGAGGCAGCCACUCAAGGGCAGAGACAGCUCGCGCCGCACGCGACUCAGGCAGCAGCAGCCACGGCGGGACUUGUCCAGGGUGCAGAUGACCAGCCCCUUCACCAGCCCCAGUGGAGGGGAGGGAAGAA
This is a messenger RNA of Sus scrofa (pig), 3374 nucleotides long. NCBI's taxonomy places the organism in Eukaryota, Metazoa, Chordata, Mammalia, Artiodactyla, Suidae. The record is from RefSeq and is a predicted model, not a curated record.